AUGAGUUUACAAGGAGCUAAUUACGGGAUUGAGUGUACAACUAUACGUCAAAGUUUCCAGGACCUGCGAGAACUAGUCUGUGAGCAAUACCAUGAUCACUUCUACAAAAAUUCCCAAUUUCCACAAAUUGAACCAGAAAUUAACUUUUCUACAACUGCAUCCAUAGUUUCUAGUGGGACCCAGUCAAGGAAUAACUUACAUAAAUUAUAUAGAAGAUUAAAGUUAUUCAGUCGAAGGGACAAUAAAAAUAGACCUGCCAAGGACAGAAGCAACCGUGUGUUCCCUAACAAAACAUUUCGCAUUAAAGAGGAUACGGCAGAUGAGAUAACAAAAACUCGGUGGCAUGUUUGGAGUACAUUUACAAGAAAAAUUCGGGUAAACUCAUCGUUAUUGUCUGUGUCUCUCACUCCAUUUGAUUACGCUGAUAAUUCAUUAAUCUAUUCUCCGCAUCUACCAGCCGAAAGUAGUGCGGUUAAUCUAGAUCAAAUGUUUCACUCACCAGACCCUUGA
This is a messenger RNA of Debaryomyces hansenii CBS767, 510 nucleotides long. Its product is annotated as DEHA2G09658p. The transcript has a single exon. NCBI's taxonomy places the organism in Eukaryota, Fungi, Ascomycota, Pichiomycetes, Serinales, Debaryomycetaceae. The record is from RefSeq and is a predicted model, not a curated record. Bases 1 to 510 code for a protein of 169 amino acids.